CUCCCGUUCUCGUCUCGUCGCGUCUACGCGUUUCGUAUAACCGUAUACUUUUUCGUAAAAAAAAAGAAGAAAAAAACAACUAUACUAGUCACUUUUUUUCCUUCGCGAUAGUUUCGUAAUUGAGUGGGUGUGUGUGUGUGUGGAUAUGUCAGCAUUGUGCUUCGAAGCCAGUGAUGAAUAUGGUGCUUAUGCAGUCCAGCCUCAGGAUUUCCCAGCUCAAAUGUACCGGAGACGAUGAAGAGUGGAGCGACUCGGAAAAAGCGCCGUCCGUGAGCAGCGGUGGCGGCUGCGGCGGCCGGGACGGUGCCGAUUGCUCGGGGCCCCCGAGCCCGGCGGCCAGUCAGCUGCACGACGACGACGACAACUUCGCGAUCACACUGCCACCGCCGCCUAGACUCAAUCGUGCCUCGGCACAGGAGGUGGUCGUCCAGGCGAGCGAGGACAGCAUCGGCAGCAGGCUCAGGCUCAACACGCUGAGCGACGAUGCCAGAAAACGACUCGCCAGCAUGGCGGAGGAUUACGAGCACCACCUCCACCAGCAUCAUCAUCAUCAUCAUCAUCAUCAUCGCGAACAGCAGCGGCGGCCAUCGCGACCGAACUCGGUGCAAGACUCGAGCCCGAAGUCGGCGACGCAUCGGCAACAAAUGGAGCAAGACGACGACUGCGGCGUCAGUUUGGUGAUGCGCGAGGAGGAGCGAGCCUCGUCGAACUCGUCGUCGAAUUGCUCGGCCAGCGGCGGCAUCGGCGGCCCCACCACCAACAGCAACAGCAACGCGAACGCCAACAAUAGCAACAGUAGCACCGUGCUAAACAAUAACGGCCGGCGGGCCCUGCGACGGAGCGGCUCCGACGACUCGAGCUCGGACGUGCAGCUGGUGAGCGAGUCCAAGAGACCGAGGCAGCAGCAGCAGCAGCUGCGCGAGGAUGACUCGCCACCGUCGUCGGCUGGUAGUGGCGUGACGGCGGCGGCGUCGACGACGACGGCUGCGACCGGCACACCGAGGCUCAGGCUCAACGCCAGCCUCGCCACGGAUCCGGCACUGAGAUCGAGAUCGUCUACCGAUCGGCAGACGAUGAUGAGGCCAGACGAGGAAUCGUCGUCGCCGCCGGGAAGCGUCUCGCAGGUCUCCCUGCCGAGUGGAUUGCAAAAUGCGAUAGCAACCGGACGUUUGCUCAUGCUGCCGAACGACGGCUCGGCCCAGGCGCAGUCCGCCAAGGACAUAAUCGGGGUCGGCGGCGGUCUCGUCGAUCCGGCCGCGGCCAUGGCCCAGGCGAUGGCGGUGGCCGCCGCCGCCGCUGCGGGCAUCAACCGACCGACCGUGCUCUACUGCGCGCCCUGCAGCAUCAGAUUCAGCUCGGCGAGCACGCUCGAGGCCCACAAGAAGUACUACUGCUCGCACAGGCCCCGGCUCGAGAGCGACGCCGAGAACAACGACGACGACGAGGACGGGGGAGGCGGCGGCGGCGGCGCCAACAAAGGUCCCGGGGGACACAACAGUUCCGGGCCCGGCGGUGGCGGCCACAAAUUCGACGGGCCGCGCAAGGCCUACGGCUGUCCGCACUGCUCCUACAGCGCCGACAAAAAAGUCUCGCUGAAUCGCCACAUGCGCAUGCACGCCUCGUCGCCGGUGCAACAGCAGCAGCAGCAACCCAGCCCCGUCGUAGCACCGCCAGCACCGCCGUCUGCGUCGGCCAUCGCCAUAGCCGGCCAACAGUCGGCCGCGUCUGGCGUGACGGUACAGCACGGCGGCGUCGUCACCGUCAACGGCACCCUCAACGAGGAGUCCGAGCGCUACUGCCGCAACUGCGAUAUCAAGUUCAGCUCUCUGAAGACGUAUCGGGCGCACAAGACGCACUACUGCAGCACGCGGCACGUGGUGAAGGACUCGACCCCGACGCCAGCGGGUCUGCCCUCGGCCAAGGGAUCGUCGCCGCCGAGCCGCGCCAGUCCGGGCGACUCGCCCCCGCCCCAGCCCUGCCUGGCGCUGCCCACCAAUCCGAUCCUCAUCGUGCCCGUGGCUCUGGUGCAGAGCGCGUCGCUCCUCGCCGCGCCCGGACUGCCGGCCGCCGACACGCCCUGCUUCCUCAUGCCGAACGGCACCCUGCAGCCGAUGACGCGCAGCCUCGGCAUGCAGCUGCCGAUGGAGGCCGCGGCCCCGCCCAUGGUCGCGCCGCCGAGCGUGCUGCGCGCCGUCAACAAGUCCGCCGGCGCCAGUCAUCCCGGUGGCGGUGGUCAUCAUCAUCAUCAUCAUCACGGUGGUGGUGGCUCGGUGGCGGCGCCCAGCGGCCUCGUGCAGGCACCGAGCGCGGUCAACUCGCCCAACAACGCGUCGUCGCUGUCCGCCUCGACGCCGCUCGACCUCAGCGUCAGGAGAUCACCGGACCACGAGAAGGAGAAUCGAAUAUCCCCGCUGGCCUGCUCGUUGCCACCGAUGCCGGGCAGUCCACGUUCGCGCGGUAGUGCGAGCCCGCGAACGAGAUCUCUGCCUGCCGCGCAAAUGCCUGCGGAGCGGAUAGCGGCGCCAACGCCGCCGACCGAGCUGGCUCUGCGACUGAACGAGUUGCCGCCGCCACCGGUGCCCAGUGUCCUGGUCAAGCAGGGAGUCUCCAAAUGUAAAGAGUGCAACAUUGUAUUCUGUAAACACGAGAACUUCGUGGCGCAUAAAAAGCAUUACUGUCAAGCUCGCGAGAGCGGCGGUGCCGCUGGCGGUAACACGAGCCCACCACCGGCGGGCACACCCUCGCCGCCCCUCGUGCAGCUGAUCUGCGCCGCGUGCGGCAUCAAGUUCGCUUCCAUGGACAAUCUCGUGGCUCAUCAGGCAUUUUAUUGUCGCAAGAGGCCCGAAUCUCAGGACCAUCACACGCCCUGCCCCAAGUGCAAGGUGAUGGUAGAAGCAGGCGCAUCGCAUACCUGCGCGACGGGGCAGACUGGAAACUGGCCGUGUCUCGUUUGCGGCGCAAUCAGUCCGACCGCGGCGGCUGCUCAGCGGCACAUGGACGGUCAUCAGGGCAUUAAAGCGUUUCGUUGCAAAAUUUGCUCCUACAAGGGCAACACUCUGCGCGGUAUGAGGACGCACAUAAGGAUGCACUUUGAAAAGCGCGGAGCAGAUUUAAAGGAGGAGAAAUACAUUACGUACGUACUGGAGGAUGAUGUAGCCAUUCCCACCCAACCGGAGCCAGUAUUGGUUGCGACACCCGAGGAGGUUUCUGCGGACGCCCAGCAGCAACAGCAGCAGCUCAACGGCAAGAGCAGCGAGCCCGGUGUCAUUCGCAAGAGUCCCCUGCCGAUCACGACGGCCAGUAAUAAUUCCCCGGCGACGUCGCCAACGGUAUCGCCAGCGCCAGGAAAGAUCAAGCAGGAGCGCGAGGAGACUCCACCGCUGCCGCCGCCGUCCCCGGCCGAGGAGAGCCUCGAUGUGACGAAGAGCGGUCCUCGCUACUGCCGCUCGUGCGACAUAAGCUUCACCUACUUGAGCACCUUCAUCGCCCACAAGAAGUUCUACUGCUCCAGUCACGCCGGCGAGGCUAGCAACAAUAACAACAACAACAAUAACAAUGCCUCCGCUGGCGCCGCCGCCACCUCGACCGUGGUGGCCGCCGCGCGUGCGACGACCUCGCCGAGCGCACGCACCGAAGCUUCCGUACUGUAAAUUGGCUUCGACGAAAAAAAAUGUAUGCCAAUUAUCGAACCAAUCUCAUGCGUGGCCAAUGAAAAAUUGAUUUUUUUUUCCUUCAUACAAAACGAGUCGUGUAAAUGAAUAAUCGUGUAAGUUGGGUAGACAAUAUUUAGAUAGAUGGACGCGCGUGGCUUUUUUGCUGCUAAAUUUGUUUUAAUAUUUCACGAUAACUUUGUCCUUGACUUGGUUAGUAGACUCAAUAUCUCAAUGAGAAGAAAAUAUCGCGACGAUAACGUUCGUGUUGAAAAUGUUUUUUUUUCUAAGAGUCGAUUUUUCUUCUUGACCAGCAAUAUAUAGUCAUAAAAUUUGUGAAAUGUGAUCUUAGAAAAUGCUCAAGUAAAUAAUUUUUCAAAAUUUUGAACAAAUUAUGUUUAAAAAUUAAUUAACGUUUAUCUUGCAACUUUGUUAUCAUUACCACCUAUCUCUCUUUUUUUUAAUUCUCUUUAAUUUGAAUGAAAAAAUUCGCGAUUAAGUCAAUAAUUUCAAGCUCCAUUUUGCAUACUAUAUAAACGGAAUAUUUUGGAAAAAUUGUAAAUCGAAUUUCAUUAUUGAAUGUUUGUUUGGUCAGUACUUAACCCUUAAAGCUUUUUUAUUCGUCUUUUAGGGUUAUAAAUAUUGUUAUUUGUUGAAAUUAAAAUAAAUGAAUAUAUUUGAAUUUUAUUUAAAAUGGCUUAUAUGGUAUGCAAAGUCUUACUCAGUUAAAAUUAUUAUUAUGUAGCAUUGUUCGACUGUUACUUGUUGCCAGUUUAUAAUUAACGAAACAUUUUAAUUUUAGAGUAUAUUAAGUGUGAUGUUUGGUUUGUUUAAGGAAUUGUUCUAUUGUGUAAAAUUAAACAAUAACAUGCUGUAAAUAUCAACAUAGGUUAAAUAAAACAAAUCAGUUAACGAUUAUCCGUUUGCCAAGUGACAUACUAUGUAAGUUUGAAAUAUAUUGUUAUAUCGAGAUCUUUGUACAUAAAACUAAUUAAGAAGAACUGACUGAUAAAAAUGAAGUUUUAAAACAGUUAAAAUCCAGCAUAGUACGUGAGUUGUUAUUAAAUUGUAUUCUAAAUGACUUUUUUCAUAAUCGUCAUUCUUAAGUAAGUAAGAUUGAUGAAUUUGUUUUAAAACAUUUUUUGUACAUAUGAUGUGUGAUCUUUUUUUAAAAGUAAUCGAGUUUGCUUGAAUUUGUCUAGAAAUUAUUUAUACCGAUAUUUCGUAAUUUUUUACUCAUAAAUAAUUUAAUUUUAGUUUUUGAUUCAGAUCAUAUGAAUACAGUACAUGAGAACAUUAAAUUUAUGUAUUGUGAUAAUUAAUUUUUUUUCUUUAACUUUGAAUGAAAUUCCAAUUUUAAAUUCAGUAAAAAACGCAAAAUGUGCAAUCUCACUAUCUUUGAAUUAAUCUUUAGACAAAUAAAAAUAAUUUUAUAUAAUAAAUGUUAAAA
Molecule: messenger RNA, 5100 nt
Organism: Trichogramma pretiosum
Lineage: Eukaryota; Metazoa; Arthropoda; Insecta; Hymenoptera; Trichogrammatidae
Gene: ush
Product: zinc finger protein ush
Exons: 9
Coding region: 174-3650 (1158 amino acids)
Biological process (GO): heart development; cell differentiation; negative regulation of transcription by RNA polymerase II
Cellular component (GO): nucleus
Molecular function (GO): RNA polymerase II-specific DNA-binding transcription factor binding
Source: RefSeq, a predicted model, not a curated record